This is a messenger RNA of Vicugna pacos (alpaca), 3989 nucleotides long. It is a transcript of the gene AZI2, whose product is annotated as 5-azacytidine induced 2. NCBI's taxonomy places the organism in Eukaryota, Metazoa, Chordata, Mammalia, Artiodactyla, Camelidae. The record is from RefSeq and is a predicted model, not a curated record. Gene Ontology annotation, cellular component: cytoplasm.
GGCCCGCGCCUCCUUCCAGAACCUCCGAGGCCCCAGUCGACCGCCGCCGAAGCGAGAGAAAUGGGAGUCCCUCCGCGGCGCCCCCGGAGCGGCUGUCUUCGCUGGGGAAGCGGCAGUGUCUUCGAGGAAACCGGAAAUCCCAUGGUGACCCCUUGGCGACCCGGUUUGUUUUCCGUCCGUUUCCACACAUUGGAGAAUCGAAACUCGGCGGCCCUGGGGGCGGCCUCACGGAGCCCGUCGUCGGGCUGUCAUGGAUGCGCUGGUGGAAGAUGAUAUCUGCAUUCUGAAUCAUGAAAAAGCCCAGAGGAGAGAUACUGUGACUCCGGUCUCAAUAUAUUCCGGAGAUGAAUCUGUCGCUUCCCAUUUUGCCCUGGUCACUGCAUAUGAAGACAUCAAGAAACGACUUAAGGAUUCAGAAAAAGAGAACUCUUUCUUAAAAAAACGAAUAAGAAUUUUGGAAGAAAAGCUUAUCGGGGCUCGAAAGGAUGAAGAAGCCAGUUCUGUGGGACGAGAACAAGUCAAUAAGGCCUACCAUGCGUAUCGAGAGGUUUGCAUUGACAGGGACAAUUUGAAGAGCAAGUUGGAUAAAAUGAAUAAAGACAACUCUGAAUCUUUGAAAGUAUUGAAUGAACAGCUACAAUCUAAAGAAGUAGAGCUCCUCCAGCUAAGGACAGAGGUGGAAACUCAGCAGGUGAUAAGGAAUUUAAAUCCACCUUCGUCAGACUGGGAGGUGGAGAAGUUGAGCCGUGACCUGAAGAUCCAUGGUUUGGAGCAAGAGCUGGAGCUGAUGAGGAGAGAGUGUAGAGACCUCAGACUAGAGCUGCAGAAAGCCAGACAAACGGACCCAUCUCAGGAAGACAGUCCGAAGAGUGGAGAUGUCCAGAGACUGAGCGUCUCCAGCGCUAACAUGCAAAGCGCAUACUGGGACCUGAAGAGAGAGAUGUCUAAUUUACAUCUGGUGACGCAAGUGCAGGCUGAGCUGCUCAGAAAGCUGAAAAGCCCCGCCGCAGCCAGGAAAGCCUGUGCCAGGGCAGGACGUGCGGAAGACGGCACGGACCUGCCCCUGCCGCCGCUGACCGCAGCGCACGCCAGACCACCGCUGCGCUCCCCGGACGGCAGGCCGCUGUGUCCCGCCGCUCCCUCCCCUCUGCCGGGAGAGGCCAGGGCUUUAUCAGAGCGGGCCGUCCUCCAGUCCUGGACAGACAACGAACACUCCAUUCCUCACGACAGCACGCACUUUCAGGAACACAGUUCUUACGGCAGGAAUUCUCUGGAAGACAACUCUUGGGUGUUCCCGAGCCCUCCCAAGUCAAGUGAGACAGCGUUUGGGGAAACUAGAAAUAAAACUUUGCCUUUACCCAGCCUGCCACCACUGCAUUACUUGGACCAACGUAAUCAAAACUGCCAUUAUAAUAAUUGAUUUCUGAGGCGACUCCUGGUUUGGUCACGAGGUUGCUGUACCUCCCUCAGUGGCUUUGGGAAAUCAUUAACAGACUGAAGGCAGAUCUUUGAUGACACCCGCAGAGUUGCUCAGUCUGUGCGUUUGCACACGGCGUACCAUGUCGCGUGGUCGACUUCUUGGUGGGAAGGAGCGCGUGCCGGCUCACGCUGUGGUUGAGAGGCUCCUGCCGGGUGAAGUGAUAAACUUCCGGGGUUUCCACGUGACACCUCUGCCUUGGAUGAUACAAAUUUCUGCCUCUCACAUGAAUAGAAUUGAAAGUUUUCAGGCAUGGUUUUACAAAGCAUAUGAAAUGCCUAAAUACCCAUUCAUAAAAAUAAAGGAGACCAUUAGAUCAGAGAAAUAUCGUAAGUUGCUGUAAGUUGCACUAAGGAGUAAAUGGCAGUGUGAGCUGGUUAUAUUUUAAUACUGCGUAUUAUAGUGGAACAGCAGUAUCUGGCAUAUUCCAUCCACAUGUGCUCCUGCGUCUCAGACUUUAACAUUUAAAAUCAUUCUUUAAUCACAGUGUUGAUAAAACUGAAAAUUACAGCUUGGACUUUUAAGACUUGAAAUAACCUGCUGAUUGAAGUCCCGCUUUGUCCCAGUACAUCACUCAAAUCCUAGUUGAAAAAAAGUUGCAAAAAAACUAGUUGAAAAACCACGUGGCAUGUGAACAAGUGAUUACAGUCCUCCACAUUAUCCAGUUAGACGUAGGAACAGCAUCGCAAAGGUUUCCGUCUGACCCCGUCCCUUGCGGUGUUCUGUAAUGAAAACCUAAAUGUGUGUGUGACUGUGUGAUGUCUACACCCACUUGUUACAUAGAGCCGCUUAGAAACUGGCCAGCUCUGUUCUCAAAUAAAAUGGUUUACUUACUGAGAAAGUGAUUUUUAAGAAGCUGAAUUAGGAACUUCAAUUCUAGAAACCAAAUUCUGUGCUGUAUUGAUACAUGACAUAGUACAGUCACGAAAUGUCCCCAGAAUGUUCUGAUUCUAGUGGGCCUGCCUGUCAUUUAUAAACAAGCAAAGAAAUACCAAGGAUGACUUCACAAGGCAAUUUCUCUGUGUUCUUUCAGGGUGGUGGUAUUAAGAAUAUUAGUAACACGUUGCUGUAAACCUUUUGCUUGAGAGAAAGUGUUUCACGUAAAAGGCCUUUAUCCUUUCUGAUAGACAGUUUCAAACACCCUGAACUCAAUAUUUCAAGUCUUUUCUGUAUUAACUGAAUAGCAUACACAUAUAAACAGUGUUCACCAUUCACCGGGUAUUUUUGUCUUUCUAUUAUCUUACUUAUUCAAGCUCGUCUGUGAUUAAUGGAGUUGGUGUCAGAUGCUGGAAUUUAUUCUGACCAAUGAACACAGCUAACUCAAGGGAGUACAAUCUCCUGCCAAGUAAUAGAACAAAACCCAAUAUGCAUAAAACAAAUACCAGGCUCCAGGCUUUAGCGGAAGGAAGCAACUACCUGUGUAAUAACAAAGCAGCAGCAACCGUAUCUCAUGUGGCUGGACAGGCUGUAUAUUCUAAUCCUAACGUAGCUUACUGGUCUGCCUUUUUAAAAACCAAGAUUGGAAAUUUUCCUGGUAAAGAUAUUAAGUCGGGUGACACAAUGGCUUGAUUAAUGUUUUGAACAAUGCCAAGACAUUGUUUAAUGAGAAUAAAUUAUUUUUGUUUGACACUGAAGUGGAUGUGAAAUACUGUCCUUGCCUCUGUAUUCCAAGGUCACAUGCUAAUUAUUAGUUGUUAAUUUCAUCCAUGUAGCAGACAUUUGUCUUGCUAAACCAACUUUUGAAUGGAGACAGUGCUUUUGCAUCUAAACAGCAGGGUAGCUGUGAAACAGGAAUGUUGGAAAAUCAGUGAGUCCCUGACAGUUUAAAGUGCUAAAGAAAUGACCAAAAGCUCUUGAGGAACGAUUAACCAAGUCACUUUCCCCAGUCACAAAGUUUUAAAUGUACACUCAAGAUCAUGCCUGUUAUUGGUAAGACUCAGAAGAAUGGCCGUCUGUGGCUUCCUGUCUAUUUAAAAUGGAAAACUUUGUUGACUUUUUUCACAUUAGCUGAAACUUGCUCCAGAUUGCUUUAAUCCUCAGAUUUUUAUAAGGAAAACCCAAUUCAGCACAUCCGUAACUCAGCAGAAUGAAGAGAACACAGGUAACAAAAAAGGCCUCUGGAUCCCCCGUUAGCUAAAAUAAGUUUCAUCUUCUCUGAAAGGAAACCGAGGUUCUGCUGAAACAGAACCUAGCGUCAGAGCGGAGCAGCGAUGCACCCGUGUGAAGUGCAAGGAAACCAAGACAGUGGGGAAACUCGGACCUAACGCACUAAGGGCGGACGCUCGUGGGAAAAAAGCCACGGUCUUCUCCAGGAAAGCUCUGGAGGAGGUGGAAAGCAGACUGUCACUUGGAGGCGGGCUCAGGAGUGGACGGUGAAGAGCAAUGAGUGAACUUACACCCUGUAGCCUGGGCUGCCCAGCACCUCUCGGGGAGAGAUGUCCACAGAAACGAAUUUUCCAUAUAAAUGGAAGCUGGCCCCUCUGAUGCUAAUUAAAAUCACAAAAUAGCCUCA